AGAAGCAUGAAGUGAUUUAAAAAAAGGAAAAAAAAACAAAUAAAAAGGCUAGCGAAAAAUGAAUCGCAUAUAUAUACAAAUUGAAUUUUCCUCUGCUUAAAUGUCAUCAUUCUCGGGUUUCGCUUCCGGCAACUCUGCUUUUGGGGAAUCACAAUUGCCGAAUAGGGAGAUUUACGAAUUGCCGAUGGUUAGAGCAAAGCCAAUCAUGCUUCUUCAGAAACGAAGCCAAACUCAUUGCCGAUAAACUCUUACGAAAUAUAAAUUAAUGCAAUUUCCAGUCUGUAUAAUCCUUUGGCUAACUCUUUGUAUACACAACACCCAUUGCUUAAUUCUUUGACUCUACGAGUUAGAUUCCUGAUACUGGCGAUAAAAUACUUCUAGACGAAGGAUUGUUUUGUUGUGCUUUGACAUCCUGGACUGAAAUUUCGAAAUCUUCGUUUCAACUUGCAUUUUGAACUUUUUUUUUUUCUUGUUCUCUUCUUUACUUGUCUUGUUUUGUUGAUUUGAACUCUUUUCGCCUACUAGGUCUCUCUCUCUUCCUUUUUUUCUGUUUCCUUGUUACAUCAUUUUCGUUUGUUUUUUUUGUACAAAAGAAGCUUGCGGUAGUGGCUGAGCUGAAAACUGGAUUUUUCGUAUUACCAAUUCCUUUCAUAUUUGUUUCUCCUUAAUGUUUUUGUCCUAUUUGCUUGUCCUUUCAAGCUUGUGUUUCAUUCUCAUCAGUUGCCAAGUUUUGGACCCUAAUGGGGAACACUCUCAUCUUCAGCUCUCUCAACUUGACAAAAGAAAUUGGAAAAAACCACCACCUCCUCCUUCCACCAAUGCUUCCUAUGCUCCCGUUAUCGGUUCUUGCAAUGGCUCCAAAAGACUUCUUCAUUCCUUAGAGUCUGGUCAACUUCCCGAAUUAGAAGCUAACUUUCUUAAAAAACGCUCACAAUCAUCUGAUGAGGCUCUUCGUUCCUUUUUACAAUCUGUCCAUUCCACCUCCUCACUCGACUUAGACAGCCUUAUUGGUAGCAACGGUCCUCGCCUGGGAAUUGCUGUCUCUGGUGGAGGAUAUCGUUCUAUGUUUUUUGGCGGCGGUGCCCUAGCUGCGUUCGAUAAUCGAAGUAACGAUACCACUUUGGGUGGUCUUUUACAAGGUGCUAGUUAUAUCACUGGUGCAGAUGGCGGCUCUUGGCUUGUCAGCUCGUUAGCAAUUAACGAUUUUCGUACUGUACAAAACUUAUCUUCUUCCAUCUGGUAUUCUCGCCUUGGUAUCUUUUUCGUUGAGGAAACGCGAUUUGGCGACAAUGAAAAUUAUUAUACCGAUCUCGUUGAUGAAGUAAAUCAAAAAGCUGCUGCUGGUUUUAAUGUAAGUUUGACCGACUAUUGGGGCCGUGCGAUUGCUCGUCAUACAACUGGCCGCCUUCGAGGUGGUCCCGAUACGACUUACUCUUCUGUGCAAAAUGCUUCCUGGUUCCAAGGUGCCGAAUAUCCCUAUCCCAUUCUAGUCUCUCAAGGCUUACCUGGUGCACUUGCCUAUGGCCAUAAUUCCACUUCUUCCAAUUCAAGUAUUUACGAGUUUUCUCCUUAUUACUUUAACACCUUCGACAAUAAUGUCCGUGCUUAUAUGCCUCUCGAAUAUCUCGGCACCAAGCUAAAUAAUGGCUCUGCUGUGGAUGAUAACUGUGUCACUUACUUCGAUAAUGUUGGAUUUUUGAUUGGCACUUCGUCAACUCGCUACAAUGAUGCUCUCUUGGAUGUAAGUUUGCGUCAGUCGCGUAUGAGCCGUCGACUUGGUUUUACUCUUCGCCAUAUGAGGAUUAAUGGUUCAGCUGUUAGCUAUUAUAACAACAUGUUUAAUGCCGCUUCAACUAUAGCAGGUGAUGGCACAGCUGCUUCGAAUGGUCUUGUGAGUGCUCCUUAUGUUGACUUGUACGAUGGUGGAGCUGAUAAGCAAAAUAUUCCAAUUUGGCCUUUACUUCAACCAGAACGCCAUGUUGAUGUUGUCUUUGCGCUCGAUGCUAGUGGUGAUACUGACAAUUACUGGCCAAACGGUACAUCCUUAGUAUCAACUUAUGAACGGAUAACUCAGAAGGCCUCUGAUGCUUCGUAUGCAGUAAAUUCCUUUGUUCAUAUUCCUCCAGUGGAAACUUUUAUUAACCUUGGCUUGAACAAUCGCCCAACCUUUUUUGGUUGUGAUGGACGCAACACUACGCGUAAAAGUCAAGUGGUUGAUGAUAACACUCCUCCUUUGGUAGUCUAUCUCCCUAACACACCCUGGACGACACAGUCGAAUAUUGCCGAUGAUCGCUAUCGCCUUGGUACUUCUAACAUUAAGGAUCUAGUUCAUAAUGGCUUUGUUGCUGCUACUCAAAACAACUCUACCGAUUUUGCUUCUUGCUUGGCUUGCGCCGUUGUCCAAAGAUCCUUGGAACGUCAAAAUCAGUCAACUCCUCAAGCUUGUCAGCAAUGCUUUUCCCAAUACUGCUGGAAUGGUACAGUUGACAAUUCCCCUGUUUUCGAUCAAAAGGGCAACGUAAAAUACAACCCUUCCAUGAAAAGCGGUGCCAUGCGUCUUUCUAAUAACAUUGUAUUAUCUGGCUUGCUUGCAUUCUUACUCAUUUUUUAUAUUCUAAGUUGAACCAAUAAUGGAAUUCCCUGAAAAGUUUCAAUACCGUGUCCAGAAUUAAUAAUUUAAUUUCCUAGUCAUAGGUACAACUGUCAAGUACCUAUUGCUAUAAUUUACUGUUAUAUUUCUGAUUAUCCUCAAUGUGUCUUUGUUUCCGGGAUUGUUCUUUUACCUUAUAAAGUUUUUGGCUUGUUGUACCAUAGUAAAUAAUUAUUCUACAUGUCUUUUAGAUAUGUUCAUUCUCGGCUUACUUGCAUACAUAUAAUACAAGAGUUUAUCGUCGUUUUACUACCUUUCAUCUUCUUUAGAAGCAUAAAGAAGCCUUUGUACCUCAUAACACAUCCCAUCUAAUUUC
Schizosaccharomyces cryophilus OY26 is the source of this 2966-nucleotide messenger RNA. Its product is annotated as phospholipase. The transcript has a single exon. Gene Ontology annotation, molecular function: A2-type glycerophospholipase activity. The coding region runs from base 668 to 2623 and encodes 651 amino acids. The record is from RefSeq and is a predicted model, not a curated record. Gene Ontology annotation, biological process: glycerophospholipid catabolic process. Lineage: Eukaryota; Fungi; Ascomycota; Schizosaccharomycetes; Schizosaccharomycetales; Schizosaccharomycetaceae. Gene Ontology annotation, cellular component: intracellular membrane-bounded organelle; cytosol.